UGUUCAGCGCUGGUCAUGUAUCUGUUGUUAGUUAGUGUUGUGUUGUUAUUGUGGUAUUUGUUGUUUCGAUAUAAAAGACGAAGGCUUUAUCAAUUAGCUGAACUUAUACCCGGGAUUAAAGAUACAUUUCCAUUUUUGGGGCUUUUAAAGAAUUCAUACAAUGCGGUUGAUAAUGCCGUCUCGGAUAUAGAAAAUAUAAGCAGAGAAACUUUUAAAACUGGAGGAAUUCAAAAGAUGUGGGGAGGUCCUUUGUUUUUUAUAGCGUUAACAAAUCCAGCAGACAUUGAAUAUGUUUCGAAAACUUGCUUGGAGAAAGAUCUAUUAAUUAUGAAGAGUGUAAGAGCCUUUACUGGUGAUGGUGGAAUUUUCGCCCCUGUUUCAAUAUGGUCUAGAAAAAGAAAAGUGAUUAUUCCUGCGUUUAGCCCUAAAAUACUCAAUAGUUUUAUGGAUAUAUUUUCGCGAAGAAGUGCGGAUCUAGUUGAUAAACUUAAGGAAUUGAGUGGCACCGGUACAUUCGAUAUUUGGCCUGUAAUCAACAAUUUCACAUUAGCAUCAAUAGCUGAAACAUCAUUGGGUAUAAAAAAUCUAGAUGCAAUGAAUGAUGUAGUUGUAUCAGACUUUCUGAAAUCCGUAGAAGAGAUUUUUAAAGUGGGCUCAACCAGAACAUUAUCCAUAUGGCUGUGGCCAGAUUGGAUCUUCAAAUUAUCCUGGCAAUAUAGACAUUUCACAAAACAUAGUAACAAAAUUAUUAACAUUACAAACAACAUUAUCCAAAAAAAACGCAAUGAUUUAAAACAUGUUGAUUUAAAUGCCUACGAAAAUCAAACAAUUUUUGGGCAAGACGAAAAAGUGGAUUCGUUUCUAGAUCAUCUGAUAUUAUUAUCUCAGCGACAGAAUGGUUUCACAGACAAAGAACUGCGUGAAGAAAUAACUACGUUUCUACUAGCUGCUACAGAUACAUCCGCGGUUGCAAUUUGUAACACGCUUUUAUUGUUAGGAAAAUAUCCAAAAAUUCAGGAAAAAGUUCAUGAAGAAUUAGUACGUGUGUUUGAGAACGAUAAAGAAAAAUCAUUUAAAGAUGUUUUAAAUGAUUUGAAAUAUUUGGAUAUGGUCUUGAAAGAGUCUCUUCGUCUAUAUCCACCUGUACCCAUAAUUAUUCGGAAACCAACUGAAGAAAUUAAACUACCAUCAUCUGGCUACACUAUUCCUGUUCAAACUGGUAUAAUUAUUUUUAUUUGGGGGGCUCAUCGUGAUCCCAAUUACUGGGGGCCUGACGCUGACUGCUUCAAACCGGAGAGAUUUGAAGCUGGAAGUAAAACUGGGCUCUUCAUUCCAUUUAGCACAGGACCAAGAAACUGCAUUGGUUACCAAUAUGCAAUGUUAACAGCGAAAAGUGCUAUUGCUUCAAUUCUACGUCAGUUUAAAGUUGUCACUGAAGAAGAAGAUGGUCCAAUUCCUAAAAUUGAAUGUAAAUUCACUCUGAUGUUAAAAUCUAAGCAUGGUUAUCCUAUUAGAUUAGAACGAAGAUAAUCUACUGUUGGAAAAUUAAUUUAUAUAAAUCUGACUUUUUCUAUAACUGUCUCAAGAAUUAUAAUGUAUUAACAAUGACUUUCUUUACAACGUCAUCUUGUAUUAAGUGUAAGUACUGUUAGCAUUAAAUCAAU
This is a messenger RNA of Leptidea sinapis, 1664 nucleotides long. Its product is annotated as cytochrome P450 4C1-like. NCBI's taxonomy places the organism in Eukaryota, Metazoa, Arthropoda, Insecta, Lepidoptera, Pieridae. Bases 16 to 1530 code for a protein of 504 amino acids. The transcript is spliced from 10 exons. The record is from RefSeq and is a predicted model, not a curated record. Gene Ontology annotation, molecular function: iron ion binding; oxidoreductase activity, acting on paired donors, with incorporation or reduction of molecular oxygen; heme binding.